CCGAUGCUCGUCCACAGAACUCAUCCAUCCCUGUUGUUGCAUUCUAGGCAAGUGUGUGCAGUCCUCCGGGGUCGUCCUUCUUCCUCUUCCAAUUUCUCCAUCGGUCUGCUCAAUCGUCAAUUGCUGCUGUCACCACUUUCCUCCUCCACUGGUGAUCUCUUUCAUAAUUCACGCCAAAUGUCGGGCCGCAUGCUGAAACGCAUGCUUCAAGAGCAACAGCCUCUUCCGCCUCCCGUUCCCGAAGGAGAUGGUACCGACAGUGAGGAUGAUCUCCACCAAUCUCACGUUGCUAAGCAGCCAGUGCGCAAUAUGUUCGACCUUCUUGGAUCCCAGGAUAAUGAAGUUGAGCUGGCAAACGAAGACGAGGACGAGGACAACAGAGACAGUUCGAACAAUGGUGUCAUUGAGAAGAAAGUAACACCCACGGCAAAUGUGACCAAGUCUAAGAAGAAAAAGAAUAAGGGUAAAAACAAGGGCAAGACCUCGACAUCUGUCGCUCUAGAAACUAAUUCUGCUGCAGAAGAAUCCGUUGACGAAUUAUUAGAGCAAUUGGCUCUUGAACGUCAUGGGGAAACGACUUCAGCUUCUGAUACAAUGAGUGCACGACCAGUUUUGAUUGAGUCUGAUAUACUGGCUGUGGAUCCACGUCAUUUGAGAGCUGAAGAUGAGUUGCGGCAUAUAUUUGGGUCAAAGGUUAUAAACUCAGUUGAAAGGAGUGGUGAGGGAUCUGGACUACUGAUUGGUCGCAGGAGACAGCCGUCCCGUAGAGGGGGCAGGAAUUUACAUAAAAAGAGCUUACUGGUAACGCCACUUGAGCAUUGGCCACGACUUGAGGGGGGUCUCUCUAUGGAGUGCACCGAUCAAAAAGAAGGUCUAAGCUUCUUCAGGUAUGUAUUUUCAAGUGCUUACCAGAAAGUGCAGAACAGGUAUGAGGACUGUGUGGCAUCACAUGAUCCACACACCAUCGCCAUGCUAGUGAACCAGAAUCCUUAUCAUGUUGACUCCCUUCUUGCAUUGGCUGAAGUUUACAAAGACCUGGGUGAGGUUCAACAAUCAGCUGAGCUUUUGGAGAGGUGUAUUUACGCCUUAGAGUGUGCUUGGCAUCCUGGGUUUAAUAUUACGACAGGAAAAUGUAGGCUUGUAUAUAGCUGGGAACAAAAUAAACCCCUGUUUUAUGCUUUAUUCAAGCAUAUGCAACACCUGGGUAGGCGGGGUUGUCAUCGAACAGCACUUGAAGUUUGUAAAUUAAUACUCUCGUUGGACUCGGAUGAUCCUCUGGGAGCUCUCUUUUGCAUUGACUAUUUCGCAUUAAGGGCCGAGCAAUAUGAGUGGUUGCAGAAUUUCGCAAGGGAAUAUAGGUCAGGUAGUCCCCUGCCGGUUUUGCCCAAUUUUUUCUUCUCGCUCGCCUUGGCUCAGUUCCAUAUUGAAGCAACAAGGUCCAGCUCCAGGAGCUCAAGUGAUAGAAAGCAGCCAUCACAACCUUCAAGUAAAGAUGAAAAAUCAUCUUUAGAUCUUUUACAGCAAGCACUUAUGCUUCACCCUACUGUUUUGAGAAAGAUAGUGAACAAAGCGCCCAUAAAGGAGGAUGCUGCGUGGACCAAGAUCUUGAGUCACAAACACUUUAGCGAUGCCUCUCCGGGAGGCCCUACUCUGGAGCAUCUAAUCAAUAUUUACACAGAGAGGAACUACUUAGUCUGGAGAGCUCCAGAUGUACAAGCAUGGCUGAAAAAGGCUGCUCAAGGUGUGGUAGAAGCUGCUGACCGAGCAGAAUCUAGCAAAGAUGGAGGAGAGCUUGCCUUUUGGGCCACUGUACGGCAGGAAACUUUCCCACCUGAGCAGAAUGACAGGUACAAGCAUCUGCUGGUAUCGGAGUUUUCCGAAUCAGGGACGACGUCAACGCUACCCCCGGAGGAAAUGGCACAAUUGGGAUUUGAAGAUGAGCUUUCUGAUGAUGUGGAAUUUAUCAUUGCCCCCCCAGGCUAUGGUAGCUGAAACAGUAGACACGGAUUCGGAAGGUAAUAAUGUUGCUUAGAUGCUUGAGCAAACGUUGCUGCUCUGUGGCAUCUUCUUGCUGAGUAUGGGCCCAUUCCUUGCUGGCGAGGGAGCUGAGAAUGAUAUAGAAGUUAACGUGGAGCUGGUGGGAAAAUUGGAUGGGUGAGCAGAUGGACAUGAAUCAAAGCACCAUGGCAUUGAUUAGUUGGACGGGGAGGAAUUACGGAAUUCCAUUACAUUAUUGUCGACUGAAUGGGUGACCUCAUAGGGAAUAGACAUAUAGUGUAGCUCUGAGUAUAAUUAGCUCACUAUUGUAAUUGACCUUUCUUUCAAUCUAUUGGUGCCUUGUGCAGUAUGCAAA
This is a messenger RNA of Physcomitrium patens, 2353 nucleotides long. RefSeq lists its product as uncharacterized. Lineage: Eukaryota; Viridiplantae; Streptophyta; Bryopsida; Funariales; Funariaceae. The record is from RefSeq and is a predicted model, not a curated record. Gene Ontology annotation, cellular component: RQC complex.